This is a messenger RNA of Anoplophora glabripennis (Asian longhorned beetle), 3281 nucleotides long. It is a transcript of the gene PSR, whose product is annotated as bifunctional arginine demethylase and lysyl-hydroxylase PSR. Gene Ontology annotation, cellular component: nucleus; cytoplasm. The coding region runs from base 39 to 1367 and encodes 442 amino acids. Gene Ontology annotation, biological process: phagocytosis. The record is from RefSeq and is a predicted model, not a curated record. Gene Ontology annotation, molecular function: histone H4R3 demethylase activity; P-TEFb complex binding. NCBI's taxonomy places the organism in Eukaryota, Metazoa, Arthropoda, Insecta, Coleoptera, Cerambycidae. The transcript is spliced from 7 exons.
AACAACUUCAUUGUGCAUUUACUUUUAUAUCUCAGGUGAUGGAUGACUCUGAAUUUUCUCACAGGGCUCGUAAAAGGAUUAAAGAAGUAAAGAAAAAAGCUAGACCUGAGUUAAAUACUAAGGAAUUAUGGACACUACAAGGAUAUGCAAAUGAUUUUGAGAGAUUUCAUAAUUUUGUUGACAAUUGUGAAAGAAUAGACCAAGAUAAAUGUUCACAAAGAGGAUUUAUAUCUAAGUAUGAACUGCCUUACAAACCCGUUGUUAUCACUGGAAGCCAAGAAGGGUGGAAAGCAAAAGAGAAAUGGACUUUGGAGAAACUGGCGAAGAAAUACAGAAACCAAAAAUUUAAAUGUGGUGAAGAUAACGAAGGUUAUAGUGUUAAAAUGAAGAUGAAAUAUUAUAUACAUUAUAUGCUUAAUACUAAAGAUGAUAGUCCUUUAUAUAUAUUUGAUAGCAAUUUUGGUGAGCAUCGCCGUAGAAAAAAGUUGUUGCAAGAUUAUGAUGUACCCUACUAUUUUCGAGACGACUUACUUAAGUAUUCUGGCGAAAGUAGAAGACCUCCAUAUAGAUGGUUUGUUAUGGGGCCAGGUAGAUCGGGAACUGGUAUUCAUAUAGAUCCUCUUGGAACUAGCGCUUGGAAUGCCCUUGUAGUAGGCCACAAAAGGUGGUGUUUGUUUCCGACACAUACCCCGAAAGAACUUUUAAAAGUGACUGCUGUAUUAGGCGGCAAGCAACGCGAUGAAGCUAUAACGUGGUUCAAUGUAAUUUACCCUAAAACCAAAGAUCCAUCGUGGCCUGAGGAUUGCAAGCCGAUCGAAAUCCUUCAGAAACCGGGAGAAACUGUUUUUGUGCCCGGCGGGUGGUGGCACGUCGUCCUUAACUUGGACACAACGAUAGCAGUCACACAAAACUUCUGUAGUAGAACUAAUUUUCCCGUUGUUUGGCACAAAACUGCUAGGGGAAGACCGAAAUUGUCCCGAAAGUGGUUGAGAGCUUUGAGAGAGAAAGAACCAAAUUUAGCGGCGUUGGCCGAUAGAAUAAACUUAGAGCAACCUUCAGGCGUUGCGUCUGAUAGUUCCAGCAACUCUUCGUCCAGUUCUAGUUCUGAUUCUGAUAGUACCAACUCUGAAGAUGAUGAUAGCGGUCAGGAAUCUAUCACGACAAAGAAGAAGAGAAGAAAAUCUGAUAAUGAAUCCGAGCGUAACCGAAAGGUGUCUCGUAGACUGAGCAAUGAUUCACCUAUGUCAUGGACAUUCAAUAAACGGGCUUCCAUAUCUCCUUCACAUGCAACAGAAACUUCAGCAGACUUGCAAAGAUGGAGCUUAGAAAAUCAGACUGUUGCCAAAACUCCCCCUGAACAUGUAUGAUAUUAGUUUCCAGAGAUUCUUAGUUUAUGAAAAAGUUGAAACGAGGCUUCAACUGAACAGCCUCCUUGUUGAGUUAGUUUAUUUUCUUAAAAUAUAACUUUUGUAUAGAAUGGUGUUUGUCAUAGUAAAAAUUUUUGAAAUGGUUAUAAUUUAGUAGAUGUGUUUGUCCAAACAAACAUUUUAAUAAAAUUAAAAUUGUGAUAAAUUUUAUAAAUCAGAAUGGGUAAUAAUGUAAAUUAUAUGACACAAUGACCUAUUUUAUUCACUAUAAUAUUUAGGUUACAUUAUACAUACAUAUAUUGGGAAAAAAUUCAGAAACUUACAUAGGAUGUAAAGAGGGUCCAAAUAAAAAAGCCUGAAUUAUUUCUCCCCACAUCUCAGGCAAGAUGCCUUACCGAUGACAACUUUUUAUUUCUUAUUAUUACUUGCAUUUGCCCUCUCUCCACCUUUGUAUCUAAUUUCAGAAGGACCUGAAAAAAUUUACCUAAUAUUUUUAGCUUUUUUACUUAUUUUGGUAGUACUGUAAAUCGCUACUAUUUGACUGAAUAUAGAAUUAAUACAAUUGUAGUUGACUUCUAGCGUUCUCAACUACGGAACUGGAAAACUGUAAGUAUUUUUGUAACAUACCAUUUCUAAACUUUUCUAUCCCAACAAAUUAUUUUGUUAAAUAUGUAGCAAAUUAUCACUGAUAGAAAAGUUUGUAUAGAUAUUUAAUUUAUUUAAUAUUUGUGCUUUGUGGUAAGUUUGUCUGGGUUCUCAAUUUUUUAUAACACAAAUUUAAAAAAAGCGUGAAAACAAGACUACACUUGAAAAAGUUUUUAUUGAAAAUGUAACAAACUAAUACAGGAUAGUUUUCUUCAUCAUAAAUUAUUCUAGAAACUAUAUUUAUAUGAACUUUCUUCAUGUGUAGAAUGUAUACAUGGAUAGAUUUCUGGACGUCUGUAUAAAGAGACUUGUAAAAUAUGAGGCGACUUCUUUAUUUAUUAAAAUUGAGAACAGUGUGAAUUUGUUUUAGAAAUCGGAAGGCAGUUCCAUGAAGGCACAAAUAUAUCAUGAAAUUCCUUGAAAUGAGCAAUCACUUUUUCUUUUAUAUUAAAAGUAGGAAAUGAUGUUUCUCUGGACUAUAAUUUUUCCUGAUUUUGUUAUUUGUAGAAUAGUAAAUAUCUGAAUUACAAUAUAUUUUCAUUUAAAUUACAGAGUUUAAUUAAUGGUGAUUUAAACGAUCAAUUAUAUUUUUUCUGAAUACAUGUUACCAUUCUAGUGUAUUAUUUCAAUGUUUUUAUUUAUUUAGAUUUAUUAAUUUAGUUGUAUAUGUUUCUUUAAUUUAUCUAUGUGUACAAAAAAAUGUAUUGCCAAAGACCAAAUAUUGUACAUAUUAAUUUCAGAAGGGUCACCAUUUAAUUUAGCUUGAAUGAAUUCAAAAAUAUUUUUUCCAUUAAAACUUAAUUGAUAAAGUUUUUCUUGGCUUUCUGAAAUAAGUGGUUAAUAUAUAGAUUUAAAUAAUUAUAUGACUGGCAAUAAUCCUCACGUACACAUACUUUUCCUCGUCAAUUAAUUUGUUUCCUUCAUAGUUUUUUUAUUGUGAUCAAAGCUAGUGCCUCCCUGUUUGGUAACAAAAUUGGCAUAACAUAUUUUCCUGUUUCUAUCAAAAUGUACCCUUAUUAUAUUAUUAUUGGUAUCUAAUAAUUUGCCGAUUAUUAGAAAGGACAUAAUAGAGGUAGUUGAGAUAUAUAAGAUCGUUUUUUAAUUUAAGUAUCCAUUGAUACUAUUAGUUAAAAUUUAUUUCUGUAACAAUUCAAAUCCACAUGGUGUGCAAACUGUUUAUUUUUGUUUAUGCCAACAACUGUAAUGAAUAUUCUGUGUGCCUUUUGUCUAUUCAGUAUUUCUAAAUAAAGUUUUAUAUUUUUGUUUUAA